Molecule: messenger RNA, 135 nt
Organism: Perkinsus marinus ATCC 50983
Lineage: Eukaryota; Perkinsozoa; Perkinsida; Perkinsidae
Exons: 3
Coding region: 1-135 (44 amino acids)
Source: RefSeq, a predicted model, not a curated record
AUGGAUCAGCAGCGUUACAGUGUCGCAAGGGAAGCUGUGCACCGCAAUGUAUCAUCUAGGUCGGAGUCGUUGCUCGACCACCACGANNNNGACUUUUUCGGAAAAGUAUAUAAUCGCAUAGGGCUUAUGCGAUAG